Messenger RNA from Penicillium atrosanguineum, 264 nucleotides. Its product is annotated as Delta(3-5)-Delta(2-4)-dienoyl-CoA isomerase. The transcript has 2 exons. Lineage: Eukaryota; Fungi; Ascomycota; Eurotiomycetes; Eurotiales; Aspergillaceae. The record is from RefSeq and is a predicted model, not a curated record. The coding region runs from base 1 to 264 and encodes 87 amino acids.
AUGCCAACUCCUCGGUUAGAAUAUGCUUUCACCCUUCACAUCGACCUAGGUCCCGCCAUUGACUACGGAUGUGCCGCCGAAGGUGGUACGAUGAUUGGCAUCUGCAACGAAGGAUACGGUCGGGCCAACCAAGAAACCAUCAGAGCUGUCUUUGAGGACCCGAAUCUGCCCCAGGCAUCCAUGGCCAACGGCGGCUCGGACUGGUAUGCACGCACUAUUCCGCAAUUCGAAGUGGCCAACGACAACAAGAACUCCAGUGGCUGA